GAUCGCAAGCCGACAGCUGAUCGCGGUCGAGUACAAGCCGAACAACGUUCGCAAGUUUGUGUUGUCGGGAUCUUUUAGGGAAGAAACUCGUCGCAAUCGCAUUGAUUGUGGUAGUACCGUCUGUUGCACAAGUAGGAAUAUCAACAGCCUCAAUGGCGCACCACCACCACCAUCAUGAUGACGGCGGCGAUCCAUGCGGAGGCCACGGUGGAGCCACCUCGCAGGGGCCCGAGACGGGUUUGCAGUACUCGCUGUACUCCAAGAUAGACCUUGACAACGUGCAGUGCCUUAACGAAGUGAAGGAAGGGUCCGGCAAGUUGGUCUUCAAGCCCUGGGAGAAGAGGCUGGAUCGCGAGAAGUACGUGGAAAGUGAUGCAGACGAGGAGCUGCUCUUCAACAUUCCCUUCACCGGUAAUGUCAAGCUCAAGUCCAUCCUGGUGGUAGGGGGCGAUGCUGGCAUGCACCCUUCUAAAGUUCGCAUGUUCAAGAACCGGCCGCAGAUGACCUUCGAUGAUGCGCGCGCAAUGCCCGAGCAGGAGUUUGAGCUGCAACCUGAUGCCAGUGGCAGCUUGGAGUACCCUGUCAGGGCUGUAAAGUUCUCCAGCGUGCACCAUUUGUCGCUGCACUUCCCAAGCAACUUUGGGAGCGACACGACACGGGUCUACUACAUUGGCCUGCACGGAGAGUACACAGAGGCUCAGAGGCAGGGCGUGGUGUUGUGCAGCUAUGAGAGCGCUGCUAACCCUGCCGACCACAAGGUGCAGCAGCAGCAGCGAGCCAACAUGAUGAUACAGUAAUAAAACCAGUGUGACAACUUCCUUA
Molecule: messenger RNA, 822 nt
Organism: Dermacentor albipictus
Lineage: Eukaryota; Metazoa; Arthropoda; Arachnida; Ixodida; Ixodidae
Product: PITH domain-containing protein CG6153
Cellular component (GO): nucleus
Source: RefSeq, a predicted model, not a curated record